UGAUCUCUACGUUACUCAACUACCAAUUAGAGCAAUACUAUUUCCAUGUUUGGUGAUCCGUGCAGAAACUCCAUAAAAUGAACAUUUGCAGGGUCAAGUUAAUCACACAAGUCUUCCAUCCUUGCCUUUCAACACUUCAUCGUUCUUCUUGUUAAUUUUUCUUUGGCGGGGAAGUUAUAUUGGGCAUGCAGAUGGCCCAGGGAAGAGGUAGUGCAAUUGUUGCCACAGUUGUGCUACUAGGUAUGCUCCUAAUUCACUGUGAGAACGCUUGGGCAGCUACCUUUACUGUUGGAGAUGCAGGCGGUUGGACCUUCGGUGUUGAUAAUUGGCCUAAUGCAAAGACCUUCAUGGCUGGUGAUAUUCUGGUGUUCAACUACAGCUCGGCAGUCCACAAUGUGGUGGUCGUAGACAAACAAGGUUAUGAAACAUGCAAGGCAGCUGAAGGUUCUCAAAAAUUUCAGAGUGGAAGCGAUCAGAUCACACUGGUGAAGGGACAAAAUUACUUCAUCUGCACUUUUCCUGGGCAUUGUGAAUCCAAAAUGAAAAUAGCUGUCAACGCAUCAUAACUGGAAAGAAAAAUUCGUCCAAUUCUCUUUGCUUGGCAUUGUUACCAAUAAGACAUGGUGGAAUCAAACUGAUUGAUACUUUGUUUGCA
Messenger RNA from Carya illinoinensis, 655 nucleotides. Its product is annotated as basic blue protein-like. Gene Ontology annotation, cellular component: plasma membrane. Lineage: Eukaryota; Viridiplantae; Streptophyta; Magnoliopsida; Fagales; Juglandaceae. Gene Ontology annotation, molecular function: electron transfer activity. The record is from RefSeq and is a predicted model, not a curated record. Bases 186 to 566 code for a protein of 126 amino acids. The transcript is spliced from 2 exons.